Molecule: messenger RNA, 5312 nt
Organism: Trichoplusia ni (cabbage looper)
Lineage: Eukaryota; Metazoa; Arthropoda; Insecta; Lepidoptera; Noctuidae
Exons: 3
Coding region: 3234-3947 (237 amino acids)
Biological process (GO): regulation of transcription by RNA polymerase II
Cellular component (GO): nucleus; transcription regulator complex
Molecular function (GO): DNA binding
Source: RefSeq, a predicted model, not a curated record
CAGACAGACAGAGUUACUUUCACAUUUAUAAUAUUAGUAAGGAUUCUUAUGUAUCACUAGCGUAAAAGUGAGCAAAACCGCAAACAUAAGAACUGACUACUGAGCUAGCUUAAAUACAACUACACUUAAUUAUAGUUUAACUUGGAAUUCUUUUAUCCUAGUGUAAUUACCCGCAUUCUUCUUAUCUUAGUCUUUCAGAGUUCCGCGGCACCUACAGUGGAAACGGAUUUUCAAGUUUAUUAGCGUUCCGAGUAUAGGUUAACAUGGAGAACUUUUUAUAUUUCUUAUCAUAUCUCUUGUACUAUUUUCGACUUUUGUUUAUCUCUAAGGUUUAAUUCCAUACUUACAGACAUUUUUGUUUUAUAUUUACUCGACAUUAUUAUAUUACGUAAGCUAGAUUUAUCUGAGUAAAUACUGGGUAUUAACUUAACAAAAGAGUUUUGGGAAUUGAUGAAUACGUCAUAUGUAUGAAUAAGCAGUGAUCUUUGCUCGUCAUUCGGAUGUGUUUUUAUAGCGAUGCAAUAAAAAACAGACUUAUUUAAACAGUCACGUCAGUAGUAUGUUGAGAGAUUUAUACCUAUACAUACCUGCGAUGUGUAAUACGAAAUAUAAAUAGUCUUUUAUAAUUUCACACCCUAAUACACUUACGAAUAAGGGACUCUUGAUAUCUAUAAAAAAACGCAUGAAACCGGUGUGUUGCUUCGUGCAGCUACAAUUGCAACAAAGUACAGGCCUGCAUCUGUCUGUCUGCCUUUAUACAGUGACGCGAUUGUCCCGAGAACAAAACUUGUAAAACACUGGUAUAGAAACCAGAACAUGGUGAAUACAAAAUUGAUGAAUUCAUUUUAGCGAACGAAAAUGGGUAUGACAUAACGUGGAUGACAGAACGAGGAAAACAGCUUUAGGUACAUGCCGACAAGAAUAUCGAAUACGAAAACUACGUGAAUAUAAUAGCAGCCUACAUAAUACCAAACACCGCCAAUUCGGCGGGUACUGAUAACAUAGUGCUUUUACGAAAUAAGUAUCUAACCACUCGCUAAUUAUGGUUUCCUACACAAUUUGCAAAGCACUUGCGUCCGGUCUCACUGUCAUAAAUAACAUUGUCCCGAUUUCAAUUUGACAGCUUAAAAUGCUACCUAGAAGAACCUUAAACCUGUACAGGUUUAUGAGGUGUAAUAAUAAAAGCAAACUUGAUAUAAAGUCACUUCUCGAGACAGAAACUAUACAAGCGUUUCAAUCUAAAAAUUACUUGCGCUCACGACGUAAACAACAAAAGGAAAAGUAAAGGUCACGAGUAUCGACGUUGUUGCCUCUAAAAAGAACUUUGAUAUCUAAAAAUCGCGAGCAAUUAAGCUUUAUUAUAAACUCCAAUAGGUAUUUUGGCGAGUGAAAAAAGUGCGCCUGUUGCCGCCUUGGAAGUGGGUCGAGGCGGCAACGUCGCAUAGCGGUACCGGCCGCGGAGUGGCAACAGCGCGUCGUGUAGCGCUGCCACCACACAUCGUCGAUAAAUUCGGGCUCGGUAAACUCAAAAUGUAAAGGGACCCAUUCAUUACCAUUUUUUGCAGAUUCUAAUCGAACACAGCUAAUCAAUCAUCGUGCUCAUCCCGAUGUACGAACAUUAAUUGUGAUUACAAUGAGUAGGUUUUUGUUUGGCUAUGAUUACAAAUACAUUUAGCUAGCAGUGUGGUUGGUGCCAUGUCUCUGCUACAUUACUGGUAUGAACUCAUAACUAAUGAGUAGCUAAAUGGAACGGGCUACAGCUAUAAAUUACUUUAGCGAUUUACGUCGCUACAAAUCAUUGCAAUGAACGCCUAAAACACACAUUAAUAGUAGUAAACACUACAUAAUAGACUUGACCCUUGAAUAAUGUAAGUAGGUAUUCUUGGUAUUCUUUACUGGCCUGGCUACCGAACAGACCCGCUCAUAGGUGAAUGACACGUAUUGCGUAAAAUUCUGAGAAUAUUAUUAAUUCUAAUUACGUGAACAUUGAAUAUAAGUAAACGAGCACCUACUUAUUAAAACGCCUACGUUGGUAUUUCUUUGUUUAAAUAAUGUUUGAUUGUUGGAAUAAAAUAAUGUCAGUGCCGGGACAUUCGAGAACCGUAGGAGCCAUUGCCACUGGGAAUAGAAGUCGGUCGAUCGAUACGAUACCGACAUACUGAAGGUGUCUGUAGAUAGACAUAGUCAUAUAAUGUCGUCUUCAUGUUUUUUUUUCUUUUUGUAGUAGAAUUUUCUGAUGUCUACUAAAUUUAAAACCCAGUCUCAACCAAUUUUUGAAUGGAAUCGAAACGAUAUCAAGAAUUCUAGUCCAGAGUGUUGUGUUAUGUAGCUCCAUAUUUAAACCUAAACAAAAAAUAUUUUUUAUUAACUUUAUUAUAAUGCGCGCCUCGGCCGCUAGCUAAUGACUCCGAAUCUAAUAAAUAAUGCAAACAUGCAUAUUUAUAAGUUCCGUCCAAAACACUCCUUUGUGUUAAUAUUUAACGCGUCGAAGGUUUAGCGUGAAAACACGAAAAGUGCAUCAGAUUAAAAAUAAAAAAAUACAACAGAAAAGAGGUCCGUGCGUGCACGAUUUGGCAACGUCGCACGACUCGACCGCACGCCGCCGCUCGCCGCACGCUGCGGGCACAAACGCAAGACGGAGCGCGGCGGCCAGGGCAGACGUGUUGCGGUUUCUCGUGAGUCGCACCACAAAGGGUUAUUUUGAAUUUGAAUGUUUUUACAGAAACCUGCCCAUGUUUCUACUAAAAUAGUUUGCAUAGGUAGAAUGUUCAAAGGAGGUUGUCUCAAUUUAGGAAAUGAGUUUUAUUUACAUUUCCCAGUCCUAGUCGGAGUCCAAAAGUUGUGCAUUAAAGUCGACACGUAUCAUAUUAUUUAGAGAGAUUAAUUCUGAUAUUUACGUUGUACAACAAUUAUUUUUAUUUUAUUUGCAUCUACCGUGGGAUGUAUGAAACAAUAAUGUAAUUUAUCAAUAACUAUAAACAAAAAUAACAUAGGUUCUUAUCGUGUUAAAAUGAAUCGAUUCGACAAAGUUUACGACACUACGACACGCCAGUCGCAGUGGGCGGGCAUUCUGUCGACGGCGAGUCGCAACGCGGCCAAUCACGGGAGUCGAGCGUGCGCACAAACGCGCGAUAAUGCGUCAGUCGCAUCGCGCCCCGCUGCGGAGGUGGCGCGUUUUUUUCGUCGCAAUCAUAACUUCGCCUUUAUUCCGACGAUUCAAGUGAUUUGUCAAAAUGUCAAUCUUUAAUCCAGUUCAAUUGAUAGAUGAAAUAAAAAAAAGGCCAGCUUUAUACAAAACCGAUCAUCCGGCCGAUCGCGAGGAAAAACUGGCGUUAUGGAAGGAAAUAGGAUCGGUUAUUUACCACGAUUGGGAUCAUUACAGCAAGGCAACAGCAUAUGACAGAGUUUUACAGUUGCAAAGGAAAUGGAGAUCGUUGCGGGACGCAUACAACCGAGAACUGCGCGCGCGCCGCUCUGGCAUAAGGAUCAACAGACGAGUUUAUCGGUAUUUCAAGAGGAUGAGCUAUCUCGGUGGAUAUGAGGGCAUUUUAAGCGAAGACGACGAAUUUGAAGAAGAAAUAAACUUGGAGCCUCAGCAUCCAGUCGAAAACUUAAACAACGACUCUAUUAAAGGCAAGAAGGGUAAACGAAGAAAGAGAAAAAGAGAAUCCAGUAUGGGUAGUAACCAGGCGCCAGAGGAACUGGAAAUGCCGAUGUUCCCCGUAGAGAUACAAGAAAAUGAGACCGACAGUGAUAGAUUGUUCUUAUUGUCUUUUCUCCCUGAAAUGAGACAGCUACCAAUUAAUAUAAAGAUGUGGGUGAGGGCCCAGAUAGCUAAUGUAAUGCAGGAGGCUGUUUCCUGCCACUACAAUAAUACAAGGCCUGGGACUUCUGGAGAAAGAAACUUCAUUGACAUAAAAAGGCAAAGACAGGAUAGUACUGAAUAAGAAACAAACCCGUUCCGCGAAAUGGUGCUUAAUCUAGAUAUCUAGGACGUUAUUGUUUUUAAGUUUAUGUUUCAGAAUUAUAUCUUUGUUAGUAUCUUAGUCAAAUAAGGUGAGGCAAGUGACGCAUGUAUAAAUCUGGUUUUAUUCUAAACGAAGAGGAAGUACAAGUUGUUAUAAAUAUAUGACGUAACAUGUUUUUCAAAAAUAACGAAAGUUGUUUAGAUAUUUACAAGAGCGACAGGUAUUAAAGUUUCAUAAUAAAACGUCACGAAAUGCCACGACUCGCACGAAACUCUGCCAACUACUAAAUAUUAUGAAAAAAAAAACAAAAUAUGAACAAUAUCCAAGUCUGUUGGCAAAAACAGUGAGUUUACGAGUGGGUUACACUAAUACGAUCGGGCUGGCUUUUGGCAAUAGGUCAAAUACAAAGUAGCUGAGGGUUUAGUGUUGUUGUGAACACAUAAACAAUAUCGACCUAAUAACUGGAGAUUGUUUACCGAAUUAGAUCGCUAAGAAUAGAACAACCUUCAUGAUCAGAAAACACUACAGACACUACAGUAGUUGCAAAUAUCGGCGCAACUCAGAAGUCAGAUACGAGUGCAAGUAAAUUGUAAAAUUUUACUAUCUACCUAUAAUACAAUAACUUGCUACACGAAUUCGCUUGACUCCAGAACCGCCAUCUUAUAAUGCGCCGAGUUUAACGAUCGCAAUAUAUCGGCAAAGCAAUAUUAUUUAUUAAACUAGAGUUAAAAGUAUUCUUCAUCUUCUUCAACUGUUGGAAUUUAAUCGCAUAAGUUGUUUUCAGUACUUUCCAGCAAAUAAAUUGGAAAUUAAUUUUAAUCUAAUCCCUUGGCUUUUGCUAUUUUUAGUUAUUGAAGCUAUGUUUGGUUAUAACUAAUUAGGUAUUUUUGUUUAGUUAUCUUCACAUUAUUUUUAUUUAAGAAGUACUUGUUAUCUUAAUUAUCUUAUUAUAGUUACCAAAGUUUAUGUUUAUGAGUUGAUAAGUAUUUAGGUUUUAUUGUGUUAAAUAAAGGGAUAUUUUUCUAGUCUAAAAGAGAAAAUAAUAUAUAGAUUAGGUAGUAACAAUGACAGCUAUUUUGCUAGACUUUUUGUUACUUGUUUAUCUGCUUGGUUACAAAUUUAGCCAAUAGUAUAUGAUGAUAGAUGUUUCCUUAAUAUUGUGCGGAAUGAUGACGUCAUGAAGUGACAAAAGCACAAAGACUUGAGUCAAAUACUUGGCCUAAGUAUUUUUCUUGAUAUUUGUUAAUGAUACAGAAUUUGCCUUAAAUAAUGUACCUAAACAGUAAUGUGAUGAUGUUCUAGGUUAUGCUUACUUAAUAUUAUAAUAAAUGUUAUAUUUUCUUA